AUGGGGCUAAGAGCGGCCAGCCUCUUCCUCCUCUGGCUGGCUCUUUCCUCUGCUUAUGAAAUAAAAAAGGGAAGGACAAGAAACCAUGGCCACUAUGUCUGCAGCACCUGGGGAAACAACCACUUCAAAACUUUCGAUGGAGACGUCUACCAAUUCCCUGGCAUUUGCGAGUAUAAUUUUGUUUCCGACUGCCGAGAUGCUUACAAGGAAUUCUCUGUCCACAUCCAGCGUGCUCUCAACGAUGAUGGCCAUCCUGAGAUCCAGUAUAUCCUGAUGAAAAUCAAGGAUAUCGCGAUCUACCUCAAACCAAACCUGGUUGUGGUGGAUGGACACAUUGUGAAGACACCUUACUACUCCUCUGGCGUCUUCAUUGAGACCACUGAAAUUUACACCAAGAUUUAUGCCAAAGUAGGCAUGGUUCUGAUGUGGAAUCAACAGGAUGCCCUGAUGGUGGAGCUGGACAACAAAUUUAAUAACCAUACCUGUGGUCUCUGUGGGGAUUACAAUGGAAUUCAAAUCUACAAUGAGUUCAUCAAAGGAGAUGCAAGCUACAACUCAAUUACAUUUGGGAACAUGCAGAAGAUUAGCAAACCCACUGCCAAAUGUGAAGACCCAGACGAAACCCAGGCUCUUCCAAGCUGUAAUGAGCAUCGUGAUGAGUGUCAGAAGCUGCUGACUUCCUCUGCAUUUGCUGAUUGUCGGCUACGUCUUAAUUUGGAAAUGUACAUCCAAGCCUGCAUGCAGGACAAGUGUGCCUGUAAUGGGAAGACAGACUCCUUCUGCCUCUGCAGCACCAUCUCUGAGUAUUCCCGCCAGUGUUCACAUGCAGGCGGCCGCCCGGGAGAAUGGAGAACAGAGAGCUUUUGCCCCAAGAGUUGUCCUGCUACCAUGGUCUAUAGAGAAAGCAGCUCACCCUGCAUGGAUACUUGCUCACACUUGGACAUCAGCAGCCUUUGUGAGGAGCACUACAUGGAUGGUUGUUUCUGCCCUGAAGGAACUGUGUAUGAUGAUAUCAGUGAAAAAGGCUGCAUCCCUGUUAGCCAGUGCUACUGCAAACUCGGUGGAAAGACGUAUGCACCUGGAGAAAGCAUUUCCAAAGAAUGUGAAGAAUGCACCUGUAAUUCAGGCAGAUGGACCUGCAAAGAUCUAGACUGUCCAGGCACAUGCUCAGUGGAAGGAGGUUCCCAUAUUUCCACCUUUGAUGGGAAGAAAUACACCUUCCAUGGAGACUGCUACUAUGUGUUGGCCAAGGGUACUGCAAAUGAGAGUUAUACUCUCCUGGCAGAGCUGGUUCCCUGUGGCUCCACAGACAAACAGACCUGCUUGAAGACUGUUGUGCUGUUAGCGGAUAACAAAAAGAAUGUGGUGGUUUUCAGAUCAGAUGGCAGCGUGCUCCUGAAUGACAUGACAGUGAAUGUGCCUCAUGUGUCAGCCAGCUUCUCAGUAUUCAAGCCAUCUUCCAACUUCUUUGUUGUACAAACUUCUUUUGGGCUUCAGAUGCAGAUCCAGCUGUCCCGAGUCAUGCAGCUGUUUGUGACUGUAGAUCAAUCAGUUAAAGGAAAACUUCAAGGUCUUUGUGGAAACUUCAAUGGAAUGGAAGGUGAUGACUUUAAAGCAGCCAGCGGGCUGAUUGAGGCUACAGGAUCUGCCUUUGCUAACACGUGGAAAGCUCAGUCCACCUGCAGAGACCAGGCAGAAAAGCUGGAAGACCCCUGCAGUCUCAGCAUUGAAAGUGCAAAUUAUGCUGAGCAUUGGUGUUCUUUGCUGAGAAACCCAGAUGGUCCUUUUGCAAGAUGUCACUUAGCCGUUGAUCCUUCAGAAUACUAUAAGAAAUGUAAAUAUGACACCUGCCUCUGUGAAGACAAUGAAGAAUGUUUGUGUGCUGCUCUGUCCUCCUACUCAAGAGCCUGUGCUUUCAAAGGGAUCAUACUGGGAGACUGGAGAAAUAGUGUCUGCAGUAACGAAGCAUCUUGCCCAGGAAAUCAAGUCUUCCUUUACAAUCUUACAAUGUGCGAGCAAACCUGUCGUUCCCUUGCUGAUGGUGAAAAGUAUUGCUUGCAAGACUUUGCUCCUGUGGAUGGCUGUGGCUGCCCAUCCAACACAUACCUGGAUAACCAGGGUAACUGUGUGCCCAUCUCCCAGUGCUCAUGUUAUUACAAGGGCUCAUACCUGGAACCCGGGCAAUAUUUCACAAAAGAUGGAGAACGCUGUGUUUGCCGAAAUGCUAAGAUCCAGUGCACUUCAGUGAAAUUAAGAAUGAGAAGUGAAGAAGAAUGUUCUUCUAACAAGACAUACUUUGACUGCAGUGCAUCCUCAAAGUGGAGUUCACAAACACCUCUACAGCUUAGCUGUCAUACUCCUCAAACUGAUCAUUUCCAGACAGAGUGUGUCUCAGGCUGUGUGUGUCCUAAAGGUCUAUUUGAUGAUGGCAGAGGGGGCUGUGUUAAGCAAAAUGAUUGCCCAUGCAUUCAUAACAAUGAGUGGUAUUCUUCUGGAGAAAAGAUAAAAGUGGACUGCAACACUUGCACUUGCCAGAAAGGGCUUUGGAAAUGCACUGAUCAUGUGUGCUAUGGGACCUGUACGAUAUAUGGAAGUGGCCAUUAUAACACUUUUGAUGGGAAAUUCUAUGACUUUGAUGGGAGCUGUGAAUAUGUGGCUACUCAGGACUUCUGUGGCGACAAAAAUUCCAGUGGCUCAUUCAGUAUCAUCACAGAGAAUGUCCCUUGUGGAACUACAGGAGUCACCUGCUCAAAGGCUAUCAAAAUGUUCCUAGGGAAAACUGAACUGAAAUUGGAGAACAAAGAGUACAAAGAAAUUCAGCGAGAUGUUGGUGAUGAUGUGCAGUAUUGGAACAGGACAGUCGGUCUGUACCUGGUUAUUGAGGCUAGCAAUGGUGUGAUGCUGAUCUGGGACAAGAAGACUACUGUUUUCAUCAAGCUGAGCCCUGAUUACAAAGGCAAAGUGUGUGGUCUGUGUGGCAACUUUGAUGACAAGGCAAACAAUGACUUUACAACAAGGAGUGGUCUGCAGGACUCUAAUCCUCUGAAUUUUGGAAAUUCCUGGAAACAAUCUCCCAUGUGCCCAGAUGUCACACAAGAGAUUAAGCCCUGUGAUCUGAAACCACACCGGAAAUCCUGGGCGGAGAAAGAAUGCAGCAUCAUCCAGAGUGAAGUCUUCAAAAUUUGUCACUCCAAGGUGAACCCACUUCCUUUCUAUGAAGCUUGUGUUCAUGAUGCCUGCUCUUGUGACAGUGGUGGAGACUGUGAGUGCUUCUGCUCUGCAGUUGCAGCGUACGCCCAAGAGUGCAUCAAGGCUGAGGCCUGUGUUUUCUGGAGAACUCCUGAUAUCUGCCCCAUAUUCUGUGACUACUACAACCCCCGCAAUGAGUGUGACUGGCACUACGAGCCUUGUGGCAGCAAUAUCACAACCUGCAGAAUGAUCAAUAAUGUCAGCACCAACUUAACAAUACCACUACUGGAAGGCUGCUACCCCAGAUGCCCUAAGGACAAGCCUAUUUAUAAUGAAGAGACAAAGGAAUGUGUGACUGAAGAUCAAUGUGGAUGUUACCUUGAAGAUGGAACUCAUGUUCCCCCUGGACAAGAAAUACCCUCAAACGAAAACUGUACAAUAUGUGUCUGUGUCCCAUCAGGAUCCAUACAGUGUAAGCCAGUCCCAGGGUGUCCUUGUGUCAUCAAUGGAACGAGUUAUGAAGAGGGUGCUACUGUGGGAAUUGUACAGGAUGGCGACAUAUGUAUAACAUACAUCUGUGCAGAAAAUGGUUCUGUCGUUCCUGGUGAAGUCUUUCCUUGUCCAACAUCUUCACCUACAACCAUUUCUACCUCCUCCUCUUCCAGUACACUUACCACCACCACUGCAGUUUCCACUACGAGCCAUCCAGUAACUACAACUCCUUGCUUUGGACUGAUCUGUAAUUGGACUGAGUGGUUUGAUGUUAGUAAACCUGAUGAAGGUGAUGGUGACUAUGAAACAUAUGAGGCAAUCAGAAACCAUGGACACAAAAUAUGUAAAGCUCCUGAAAAAAUUGAAUGCAGGGCUGCGGAUAAACCUGGUGUGAGCUUAGAAGAACUUGGUCAGAAAGUCCAGUGUAAUGUUACAUAUGGGCUAAUCUGUAAAAAUGAGGAGCAAGAUGUAACUAUGUGGCAACUUUGCUAUAACUAUGAAAUCAGAGUAAACUGUUGUGAGUGGCAAGAAAUUCCUUGUGAGCCUACGGCUACACCUACUGCACCACAAACUACAACUUCAACCACCAUUCCCACCACAACCACCGGUACAAUUACCACCACACCCACCAGCACCACCCCUCCCACUACCACUACCACAACAGGAAGACCAACAACAACAACAACUGUUUCAACAACAACCACCACAGAGAGCACAACAUCCUCUACAACGGAAUUGCCAACCAUUUCCUCAUCACCAGAGACUCCCACCACGACCACCAGUACAACUACCACCACACCCACCAGCACCACUACCUCUCCCACCACCACAACCAGUGGACCAACGACAACUGUUCCAACACCAACCCCCCCAGGCUGUGAGUGCGUCUGGACGGACUGGAUUGAUGUGAGUUACCCAAAUGGUUCCGACAAGAACAGUGGUGACUACGAAACCUUUGAGAACAUUGGGCAGAAAUACCCCUCCUGGGAGUGUGCAAAAGUUGAGAAUAUUUCAUGCCGAGCAGAGAAAUUCCCUAACAUUCCUAUUGCAGAUUUAGGGCAGAAAGUGGAAUGUAGUGUUGAUGUAGGGCUCAUCUGUAACAAUUCAGUUCAGAAGCCAGGAGGGGUAGCACUAAUUCCAGUCUGCCUCAACUAUGAGAUCAGUGUCUGCUGCACCCCCAACCGCCCAGAGUGUUUUCCAUCUCCCACCCCGACCACCACUACAACUACCACCACAACCACCAGAACCACCCCUCCCACUACCACUACUACCACAGGAGGACCAACGACAACAACAACUGUUGCAACAACAACCACCACAGGUAUGAUCCAAAACCAAAUGAUUCCAGCUAAAAGCCCUGUGCCUCCAACUACAGUAACAACAGAGAAUUCUCUUGCUCUGUUGUCAUUUGUGUCCUUGUUAGAGCACAACAUCCUCUACAACGGAAUUGCCAACCAUUUCCUCAUCACCAGAGACUCCCACCACAACCACCGGUACAACUACCACCACACCCACCAGCACCACUACCUCUCCCACCACCACAACCAGUGGACCAACGACAACAACUGUUUCAACAACAACCACCACAGAGAGCACAACAUCCUCUACAACGGAAUUGCCAACCAUUUCCUCAUCACCAGAGACUCCCACCACAACCACCGGUACAACUACCACCACACCCACCAGCACCACUACCUCUCCCACCACCACAACCAGUGGACCAACGACAACAACUGUUGCAACAACAACCACCACAGAGAGCACAGCAUCCCCUACAACGGAAUUGCCAACCAUUUCCUCAUCACCAGAGACUCCCACCACAACCACCGGUACAACUACCACCACACCCACCAGCACCACUACCUCUCCCACCACCACAACCAGUGGAACAACGACAACAACUGUUUCAACAACAACCACCACAGAGAGCACAACAUCCUCUACAACGGAAUUGCCAACCAUUUCCUCAUCACCAGAGACUCCCACCACGACCACCGGUACAACUACCACCACACCCACCAGCACCACUACCUCUCCCACCACCACAACCAGUGGACCAACGACGACUGUUCCAACAACACCCCCCCCAGGUCCAUACAAAGGAAUGUGGCCCAUCUGUGGUGGGCACACACAGAACUCAUCAAUGUGUGUAUCCCAAUUUGGGCCUGGAGUGGCUGUGAGUGCAUCUGGACGGACUGGAUUGAUGUGAGUUACCCAAAUGGUUCCGACAAGAACAGUGGUGACUACGAAACCUUUGAGAACAUUGGGCAGAAAUACCCCUCCUGGGAGUGUGCAAAAGUUGAGAAUAUUUCAUGCCGAGCACAGAAAUUCCCUAACAUUCCUAUUGCAGAUUUAGGGCAGAAAGUGGAAUGUAGUGUAGAUGUAGGGCUCAUCUGUAACAACAAAGAUCAACCAAUAGGAGGUAUAAUUCCAAUGCCAGUCUGCCUCAACUACGAGAUCAGUGUCUGCUGCACCCCCAACUACCCAGAGUGUUUUCCAUCUCCCACCCCGACCACCACUACAACUACCACAACACCGAUCAGCACGACCCCUCCCACUACCACUACCACCACAGGAGGACCAACAACAACAACAACUGUUACAACAACAACCAGCACAGAGAGCACAACAUCCUCUACAACGGAAUUGCCAACCAUUUCCUCAUCACCAGAGACUCCCACCACGACCACCGGUACAACUACCACCACACCCACCAGCACCACUACCUCUCCCACCACCACAACCAGUGGACCAACGACAACAACUGUUGCAACAACAACCACCACAGCACACACAGAGAGCACAACAUCCUCUACAACGGAAUUGCCAACCAUUUCCUCAUCACCAGAGACUCCCACCACGACCACCGGUACAACUACCACCACACCCACCAGCACCACUACCUCUCCCACCACCACAACCAGUGGACCAACGACAACAACUGUUGCAACAACAACCACCACAGCACACACAGAGAGCACAACAUCCUCUACAACGGAAUUGCCAACCAUUUCCUCAUCACCAGAGACUCCCACCACGACCACCGGUACAACUACCACCACACCCACCAGCACCACUACCUCUCCCACCACCACAACCAGUGGACCAACGACAACAACUGUUUCAACAACAACCACCACAGAGAGCACAGCAUCCCCUACAACGGAAUUGUCAACCAUUUCCUCAUCACCAGAGACUCCCACCACAACCACCGGUACAACUACCACCACACCCACCAGCACCACUACCUCUCCCACCACCACAACCAGUGGACCAACGACAACAACUAUUGCAACAACAACCACCACAGAGAGCACAGCAUCCCCUACAACGGAAUUGUCAACCAUUUCCUCAUCACCAGAGACUCCCACCACGACCACCGGUACAACUACCACCACACCCACCAGCACCACUACCUCUCCCACCACCACAACCAGUGGACCAACGACAACAACAACUGUUACAACAACGCCCCCCCCAGGCUGUGAGUGCAUCUGGACGGACUGGAUUGAUGUGAGUUACCCAAAUGGUUCCGACAAGAACAGUGGUGACUACGAAACCUUUGAGAACAUUGGGCAGAAAUACCCCUCCUGGGAGUGUGCAAAAGUGGAGAAUAUUUCAUGCCGAGCAGAGAAAUUCCCUAACAUUCCUAUUGCAGAUUUAGGGCAGAAAGUGGAAUGUAGUGUUGAUGUAGGGCUCAUCUGUAACAAUUCAGUUCAGAAGCCAGGAGGUGUAGCACUAAUUCCAGUCUGCCUCAACUAUGAGAUCAGUGUCUGCUGCACCCCCAACCGCCCAGAGUGUUUUCCAUCUCCCACCCCGAGCACCACACCUUCCACGGCUUCAUCCACAACGAGCAGGGUGUCCACUCCAAUAUCAACAAUCUCUCCAACGCCAACAAGAGAGGAGACUCCCAGCAGUACCACCCCUACCACCACCACCACCACCACCACCACGUUGCCCCCCAAUACCACCACCACCAGUGGCAGCACCUCACAGACAACGCCAACUGUUCCUGUCUCAACAACACCCAUUUCAACUACUUCAAGCUCAUCCACGCCCACACCAACAUACACCAUCACCACACCAACUCCAGUCACCCCAAGUGUAGCAUCCACUACACCAGAACUGCCAACCACAUCACCGCAGACUCCUGGUACCACUACCACCACCAUCACCACCACCACCACCCAGUCUCCAACCACAACCACUACUGGUAUUGGAUCACCAACACCCACCUCAACUACUUCUAGCACAUCAUCUCCCACACCAACAUACACCAGCACUCUACCAACUCCAGCAACACCUCCAUCCACACCAAGCACGCCAAAAUCAACAACCACUCCCUCAUCACCAGAGACUCCCACUACUACCACCAGCCCUCCGAGCACAACAACCACUGUUUCUCGAUCAACAACAACCAUCUCAACUCCUGGAACCCCAUCUUCGUCCACACCGAGCACACCAAAAUCAACGACUCCCUCGACACCGGGGACUCCCACCACCACCAGCACCAGCCCUCCAAUCAGUACCACCACUGUUACUGGAUCAACACCAACACCCACUUUAACUACUUCAAGCACAUCCUCACCAACACCAACAUACACCACCACCCUACCAACUCCAGCCCCAUCUUCGUCCACACCGAGCACACCAAAAUCAACAACUCCCUCGACACCAGAAACUCCCACCAGCACCAGCCCUCCGAUCAGUACAACCACUGUUACUGGAUCAACACCAACACCCACUUUAACUACUUCAAGCACAUCCUCACCAACACCAACAUACACCACCACCCUACCAACUCCAGCCCCAUCUUCAUCCACACCGAGCACACCAAAAUCGACACCCACUCCUACACCACCGGAGACUCCCACCACCACCACCACCAGCCCUCCGCGCACAACAACCACUGUUCCUGAAACAACAACAUCAACCGUCUCAACUCCUGAAAAUAUUAUCACUAUAACUGCAUCGGGCCCACCCACAGAACCAAUAAAGGGUACCACAACACCAGAGACGCCAACAAACACUCCAGUUACUCCUUCAACUACCCCGCUGCCAACAACAAGAACUACAGAAAUAAGUACGUCUACUGCAAGCACCACUAGUCAACAGUCAACAUCACCAGUGUCAACAAGCCCAGUGACAUCUACCACCUCUGAAGUCACUGAAACAACAACAGCCACCAAGACCACCACUUCAGGCCCCACACCCCCAUCAUCCACCAGCACCACACCAGUAACACCUUACCAUGGGAGCACUACCACUAGUACCACAAGCCCUCCAACAGGAUCACCUACCACCACUUCUGGCCCUGGCACCACCACAACCUCAGGACCAAGCAGCACUACAGGAACACCACCACCAAUAUCAACAACCCCAUUCACUGGAAUAACAUCAACCACCAAGACCACCACUUCAGGACCCACACCCUCAGUGUCCACUCCCCCUACCACCACAGUAGGAACAGAAAUAAGUACCCCGAGUACAACCUCUGCAACUGUUACUACUCCAACAACAUCACCUGCAUCAACCAGCCCUGUGUCAACCACCACUUCUGGUACUACUCCAACAACAUCACCUGCAUCAACCAGCCCUGUGUCAACCACCACUUCUGGUACUACUCCAACAACAUCACCUGCAUCAACCAGCCCUGUGUCAACCACCACUUCUGGUACUACUCCAACAGAAAGCUUUACCACCACUUCAGGAACCACCACGACUACUGUUAUCACAAUCAAUGCAACCACCACCUCCACCACCUUCAAAACCCUCCCCCCUAGCUCAACUACUACAUCUGGGACUACUGCAACAUCAACUGCAGUCACCACUACAGGAAGUUCUACACACAGUGCAACUCCUCCAGUUAAUGGCUCAAGUUCAACUACAAGUCUAACACCAACCACUCCUAAAAAAACCUGUACUAUUUUCCCUAAUGAAUCUUAUGAGCAAGGUGACUCAUGGUGGCUCUGUAACUGCACUAAGGUAGUAUGUAUAGAAGACAACAUUGUCCAGGUGAUUCCAGUAAUCUGCAAUCCACCUCCAAAACCCACAUGUGCCAAUGGACUGUCUCCUGUGCCAGUCAUUGAUGAAGAUGGAUGCUGUUGGCACUGGGAGUGUGAUUGCUACUGCACUGGCUGGGGAGAUCCACAUUACAUGACUUUUGAUGGAUUGUACUACAGCUAUCAAGGGAAUUGUACAUAUGUCCUUGUGGAAGAGAUCAAUAAGAAAGUUGACAACUUUGGUGUUUACAUUGAUAACUACCAUUGUGAUGCACGGGAUGUAGUGUCCUGUCCUCGAACACUCAUCGUGAGACACGAGACUCAGGAAGUGAGACUAAGAACAGCACAACCGAAUACUCUACAAGUAGAGGUGACAGUAAACAACCAACUUGUGGCUUUGCCUUAUAAGAAGUUUGGCGUGAGCAUCUAUGAGUCAGGCAUAAAUCGUGUUGUGGAAAUUCCUGAGCUGAAAAUGAAUGUGACCUACAAUGGCUUGUCCUUUGCUAUCAGAAUGCCCUACAGCCUGUUUGGCAACAACACCCAGGGACAGUGUGGUACUUGCAAUAAUAACACAGCAGAUGACUGCAUGCUGCCAAAUGGAAACAUUGCAGAUAACUGUGAAACCAUGGCAGAUCAUUGGCAAGUUCUCGAUCCUUCCAAACCCCAGUGCUCUCCAGGCCUAGUUCCUACAGGUUCACCAAGCACAACACCAGUACAGCCUUGCAAAGAAUCUGCCAUCUGCGAGCUUCUUUUGGGAAGUGUGUUCAAGCCUUGCCAUGCAUUUGUGAAUCCUGAAAAGUACUAUGCAGCCUGUGUUUUUGAUAGCUGUGUACUUCCCAACAUGGACCUGGAAUGCUCAAGUCUGCAGAUCUACGCUGCCACCUGUGCUGAUCAAGGCGCAUGCAUUGACUGGAGAAAACACACCAAUGGUGUAUGCUGUAAGUAUGAAUGUCCUCCAGGUAAAGAAUACAGAGCAUGUGGUCCUAUUAAAGAGACAACCUGCAAAACAAGAGGACAGAAUGACACAUCAACUAAACAAGUGGAAGGCUGUUUCUGUCCUAAUGGAACCAUGCUGUAUGACUCCGGUGUGAAUGUCUGCGUGAAAACCUGUGGCUGUGUUGGAGUGGAUAUGAUACCGAGAGAGUUUGGAGAAAAGUUUGUAGUGGACUGUCAGGACUGUAUUUGCCUGGAAGGUGAACAUGGCAUUGUAUGUCAACCUCAUGUAUGUGAUCAAAAGAAGGUCACUUGUGAUGGAGAAGGCUUCUAUGAAGUCACUGAAGUCAAUCCUAAUGACUCCUGCUGCCCUCUUCUCACUUGCAAAUGCAAUACAAGCUUGUGCACAGCCAAAGCCCCCAAGUGCUCACUGGGAUUCGAAGUUCAUUCUUAUAUUCCCAGUGGUCAGUGCUGUCCUGUAUACCAAUGUGUUCCCAAGGGGGUUUGCGUACACGAGAAUGCUGAGUUCUUGCCCAACUCCUCAGUCUUUGUUGACAAAUGUCACAGUUGUAUCUGCACAAAUGAUGUUAACGUCAGCACUCAACUGAAUAUCAUCUCCUGUGAACAUGUCCCCUGCAACACAUACUGUCAACCAGGAUAUGAAAUUAAGCCAGUGAAAGGUGAAUGCUGUGGAAAAUGUGUGCAGACCAAAUGUAUUAUACACACAGCAGACAAUUCUGAACUCAUCUUGAGUCCUGGAGACUUUAAAAAUGAUCCUCAAAACAACUGCACCAUUUAUAGCUGUGUAGAUAUCCACAACCAGCUUAUCGCUUCCACAUCUGAGAUUACCUGUCCAGCAUUCAAUGAGGAGAGCUGCAAACCUGGAACUAUUUCAUUCUUACCUAAUGGUUGUUGCAAAACCUGUGCCCCUCUGGACAGCACCACCCCGUGCUCUGUGCGCCACAGAUCAGACUUUAUCGUCUACAAUGGCUGCCGCUCCGUGGACAGAGUUGACUUGACUGAAUGUGAAGGAACAUGUGGAACCUUCUCGCUAUACUCUGCUGAGGCCAAUUCUAUGGACCACAGCUGCUCCUGCUGCAGAGAAACAAGCACCACUGAGAAACACGUGGUUCUGAAAUGCCCCGGUGGGCACUCAGUGUCACACAAGUACAUGUAUGUGGAGAGCUGCAGCUGUCAAGACACUGAAUGCAGCAGGCCACAGUCCAGUGAGCUGGAGAACAACGAAGAAAAUGACAAUGUGACCCUGGCAUCCUAAAAGGACUGAAAACCAUUCUUAACUUCCUUGACUACUUUUGAACUUUA
Catharus ustulatus (Swainson's thrush) is the source of this 11939-nucleotide messenger RNA. It is a transcript of the gene MUC2, whose product is annotated as mucin 2, oligomeric mucus/gel-forming. Lineage: Eukaryota; Metazoa; Chordata; Aves; Passeriformes; Turdidae. The record is from RefSeq and is a predicted model, not a curated record. The transcript is spliced from 68 exons. Gene Ontology annotation, molecular function: protein binding. Gene Ontology annotation, cellular component: extracellular matrix. Bases 1 to 11892 code for a protein of 3963 amino acids.